Solea solea (common sole) is the source of this 1401-nucleotide messenger RNA. RefSeq names its product large ribosomal subunit protein uL4-like. Gene Ontology annotation, molecular function: structural constituent of ribosome; RNA binding. Gene Ontology annotation, cellular component: ribosome; cytosolic large ribosomal subunit. Gene Ontology annotation, biological process: translation. Bases 655 to 1074 code for a protein of 139 amino acids. The transcript is spliced from 6 exons. The record is from RefSeq and is a predicted model, not a curated record. NCBI's taxonomy places the organism in Eukaryota, Metazoa, Chordata, Actinopteri, Pleuronectiformes, Soleidae.
AGCGUUUGUCAUGAUUUAAAUAAUUUGUUCAUUAGAAAAACAUGGCUUUUGAAGGCAGGCCAACAAUAGAGCCCCAAGAGCUGUUUCAAUGCAUUAAUUUCGCAUGGCAUGUAGAUUUGUACACUAAGUAUCUAUUGACUGCACAAACCUAACAAGUAGACUUUGUAUAAACAAAUGAUUCACUCGUAAUACAAAUCGGUCAAAAGACGACCAUGUGGUGUUUGACGGAUGGGUCACAACGCAGUACCGUGGGUGAGUAUCACCGUUUCAGCGCAUGCAAGGUAAGAUGAGGAACCACCUUAGGCUACAGCGCAAAGGACCAGGCAUCAUUUCCAACCAAGAUGCUGGAAUCAUCAAAGCCUUCAGAAAUAUCCCAGGUGUGUUAAAUGGAUUUACUUUGUUUUUUAUCAGAUCAUUACCUUUUGUGUUUCUGUCUGAAAAUAGAUUUAAAUGCAUGUGAAAAUACACAAAAGAAGAAACAAGAGGAUGUGCCCUCAGACUUUGAGUUUUCAACAUUGCCUUUGUCUUAUGCAGGCAUCACUUUGCAGAACGUGAAUAAACUGAACCUUCUGAGGCUUGCCCCUGGUGGUCACAUUGGACACUUUUUGAUAUGGACUGAGUGCUUUCCACAGGCAGGACGAGCUCUACGGCACCAUGCGCAAACUUGCCUCCCUGAAAGUUGCCUUAAACUUGCCAAUGCACAAGAUGGCCAACACAGACCUGAGCAGGAUUCUCAAAAGUGAGGAGAUCCAGAAAGAACUUCAUGCACCAAACUUGCCAAUGCACAAGAUGGCCAACACAGACCUGAGCAGGAUUCUCCAGAGUGAGGAGAUCCAGAAAGCACUUCAUGCACCAAACUUGCCAAUGCACAAGAUGGCCAACACAGACCUGAGCAGGAUUCUCAAGAGUGAGGAGAUCCAGAAAGCACUUAAUGCACCAAACUUGCCAAUGCACAAGAUGACCAACACAGACCUGAGCAGGAUUCUCAAGAGUGAGAUCCACAAAGUAAGCACUUCUCAGUUAUUUCUGUAUUUUAAAUGGUCAGUCAACCAUGAUGAUGUUCCACUUCAGUAAGAAGAUCAAUCUCAGUGUACUGAAGAAGAAUCCUCUGAAGAACUUGAGGAUAAUGCUCCAACUUACGCUAAGAGAGCAAGACGUCAUGCCGUCCUCAAGCACAACCCUGCGUUAAGUGAAGCUUGUCGAGAUGUUUUGUAUUUUUCUUUUUUUUUUUUUUUAAAUGAAAAUCCAAUUGUCAGUUGUGGCUUUAAAAAAAAAAAGUGUUCUUUGUAGAUCAAGGCCUAGAUGCUGAAACCCAAGAAGAAGCCUGGAAAGAUGGGAGCACCCAAAAAACCGUGGCAGACUGGAUGUUCAAUAAAAAAUAAAACAAUGCUUUCCAAUUCA